CACUGGGAAACAUCUCCAUGAAGCAGGAGGAGGGAGGAGGGAGGAAGGAGGAAGAGGGGCGUGCGUGUGUGUUUGUUCAUGGCAAUAGUCAGAACCAUUCCUGCUUUUCCCCCUGAAUAGUGAAGCGUGAUCCCGGCUUACCGCUUCUGCUGCUGCUGAAUCUUCUCCUCCUCCUCCUCCUCCUCCUCCUGCUGCUGCUCUCUUCUGAAGCCUUGGGAUGUAAAAAAACAAUCAAACAAACAAAAGUAAAGAAAGUAAAAGUGGGAUGGUAAAGUUGCGGUGAUUGCGUUGGAUUUCCUUCUGCUUGUUCUUCUCGCGGAGCCGGUGGAGGCGCGGACGGGACGGCGGUGCCUCGUCAAGUUGCUCCCAACUCCGGUGACACAUGCUCGGACUGGAAUAAUGUGAUUUGCCACCGAGGAAGUUAUCGCGUUGUUAUCGUUUGAAUGAAGUGUUUAAGACGCGCGCGGCAGCCGACACCGGGAUGCUUGUACACGCUGGACACUUUUUUGCUUUCAUUCAACGCGUUUCUCGGGAAGAGGACAUGUGUUGACGUCCUUAAAGUCCCGCGUGGAAUUCAUUUGGAUUACUUCUGCAAAGAGACAGAGAGGCGUUGAAUGAUGUCUCCAACUUCUACCGGAUUUGUAUUGCUCUUUGGAAUUGUCCACGUGUGCUCAGGAUCCCGUCUGCGCCAAGAAGACACGCCGCCCCGGAUCGUGGAGCAUCCGUCCGACCUGAUCGUAUCCAAAGGCGAGCCGGCCACCCUCAACUGUAAGGCGGAGGGCCGGCCCUCGCCCACCGUGGAGUGGUACAAGGACGGCGAACGGGUGGAGACGGACCGGGACGACCCGCGCUCGCACCGCAUGCUGCUGCCCAGCGGCUCGCUCUUCUUCCUGCGCAUCGUGCACGGGCGGCGGAGCAAGCCGGACGAAGGCUCCUAUGUCUGCGUUGCCCGCAACUACCUUGGAGAGGCAGUGAGCCACAACGCCUCCCUGGAAGUAGCCAUUCUGCGUGAUGACUUCAGACAGAACCCCGCCGACGUGAUCGUGGCAGCUGGAGAGCCAGCGGUCCUGGAGUGCCAACCGCCCCGCGGGCAUCCAGAACCCACCAUCUCUUGGAAAAAAGACGGCCUAAACAUCGACGACCGGGAUGAAAGAGUCACGAUACGCGGCGGGAAGCUGAUGAUCACCAACGCGAGGAAGAGCGACGCCGGGAAGUACGUCUGCGUGGGGACGAACAUGGUCGGCGAAAGGGAGAGCGAAAUAGCCGAACUCACUGUCUUAGAGCGACCCAGCUUCGUGCGUCGGCCCGGCAGCCAGGUUGUGCUGGUGGACCAAAGCGUGGAGUUCCGGUGCGAGGCGCGCGGCGACCCGGUUCCAACGGUGCGCUGGCGGAAGGACGACGGCGACCUGCCCAAAGCGAGGUACGAGAUCCGGGAGGACCACACCCUGAAGAUCCGCCGUCUGACCUCGGCGGACGUCGGCUCGUACACGUGCGUGGCGGAGAACAUGGUGGGCAAGGCGGAAGCGUCGGCCAGCCUCACCGUCCACGUGCCGCCGGCGUUUGCGGUGAGACCGAGGAACCAAGUGGUGGGUGUCGGCAGGACCGUCACCUUCCAGUGCGAGGCCACAGGCAACCCUCAACCGGCCAUUUUUUGGCAACGAGAAGGAAGUCAGAACUUGCUGUUCUCCUACCAACCGCCCCAACCGUCCAGCCGCUUCUCCGUAUCGCAGACGGGAGAUCUGACCAUCACCGGCGCCGAGCGCUCCGACGUGGGCUACUACAGCUGCCAGGCCCUCAACAUCGCCGGCAGCGUCAUCACCAAGGCGCUGCUGGAGGUCACCGACGUGGUGUCAGACCGCCCGCCCCCGGUCAUCCGGCAGGGGCCGACCAAUCAGACGGUGGCGGUGGACGGCACGGCGGUCCUCGGCUGCGUGGCGUCGGGCAAUCCGACCGUCCUGUGGAGGAAGGACGGCGUUCUGGUGUCCACCCACGACUCGCGGGUCAAGCAGCUGGACACGGGCGCUCUGCAGAUACGCUACGCCAAGCUGAGCGACUCAGGGUACUACACCUGCAUCGCCUCCACGCCCGGGGGCGAGGCCUCGUGGAAAGCCCAUCUGCAAGUCCAAGAGUUCGGAGUCCCCGUACAGCCGAACAGACCCACCGACCCUAACCUGAUCCCGAGCGCCCCUUCCAAACCCGAAGUCACGGACAUCACCCGCACCUCGGUCAGGCUCUCCUGGAAGCCCAACCUGAACGCAGGGGCCACACCCACCUCCUACGUCAUCGAAGCCUUCAGUCAUGCGUCGGGGAGCAGCUGGCAGACGCUGGCAGAACACGUGAAAACCGAGUCGUUUGUACUGAAGGCCUUGAAGCCCAGCGCAGUCUACCUCUUCCUGGUGAGGGCUGCCAACGCCUACGGACUCAGCGACCCCAGUCCGAUCACUGAUGCUGUGAAAACGCAAGACGUUCUCCCAACCAGCCAGGGCGUGGACCACCGGCAGAUCCAGAGGGAGCUGGGCGAGGUGGUCAUCCACCUGCACAACCCUACCAUCCUGUCGUCGUCCUCCGUCAGGGUGCAGUGGACGGUGGAGCAGCAGUCCCAGUACAUCCAGGGCUACAAGGUGAUGUACAGGCCAUCUCCGGAGGGGCAGCCACGCAGCGACUGGGCCACGUUCGAGGUGCGCACGCCGGGCGAGGACAGCGCCGUGGUGCCGCAACUCCGCAAGGGCGUCACGUACGAGUUCAAAGUGCGGCCCUUCUUCAACGAAUUCCAGGGCAGCGACAGCGACAUGAAAAUCGGCCGGACCCUGGAGGAAGUGCCCAGCGCGCCUCCCCGCGAAGUUACGGUGGCAGAGAGCGGCGACAACGGGACCGCCAUCGUGGUCUCCUGGCAACCGCCGCCGGAGGAGGAGCGGAAUGGGGUGGUCCAGGAGUACAAGAUUUGGUGCUUGGGGAACGAGAGCAGGUACCACAUCAACCGCACCGUGGACGCCGCCACCUUUUCCGUGCUCAUUCCCAGUCUGGCUCCGGGGGUCCGCUACGGCGUGGAGGUGGCGGCCAGCACCGGGGCGGGCCCCGGGGUCAAGAGCGACGUCACCUAUUUCCAACUCGACGCGUCGGGGCGGAUGACGGCGGCGGCGGACCCCCAGAAUCCCCUGUCGCAGCAGAUCUCUGACGUGGUGAAGCAGCCCGCCUUCAUCGCCGGCAUCGGCACCGCCUGCUGGAUCAUCCUGCUGGUCUUCAGCAUCUGGCUGUACCGCCACAGGAAGAAGCGGAACGGACUCUCCAGCAGCUACGCCGGCAUACGCAAGGUGCCUUCUUUCACCUUCACACCAACAGUGGCAUACCAGAGAGGUGGCGAAGGAGUGAGCAGUGCUGGAAGGCCGGGCCUCCUCAACAUGGGCGAGUCGGCCACGCAGCCGUGGCUGGCCGACACGUGGCCCAACUCGUGCUCCAACCACAAGAACUGCAGCAUUAACUGCUGUGCCGCCGGCGACGCCAACAGCGACAGCAACCUGGCCACAUACAGCCGGCCCGCCGACUGCAUCGCCAAUUACAACAGCCAGAUGGACAAUAAGCAGAGCGGUCUCCUGGUGCCCGAGCCGGGGGUGUACGGCGACGUGGACCUGUCCAACAAGAUCAACGAGAUGAAGACCUUCAACAGUCCCAACCUGAAGGACGGCCGCUUCGCGGGCGCCGGCGGCCAGCCCACGCCGUACGCCACCACGCAGCUCAUCCAGUCGUCCAUCAUGAGCAACAACGACAGGGGGACUGCGGCUGGAGGAGGAGGUGGCGCGGGGGAGCUGAAUGACAAGCACUGCUGGAAGCCCUCUGGCGGCAUCCUGCAGCCCAAACAGGAAAUGCAGUACAGCAUCAUGGAGCAAAACAAGCUGAACAAGGAUCGCUACAGAGGCGGCGACGCCCCCAUGAUGCCGGCCACCAUCCCGUACAACCACAGCCACGACAGCCACACCGGGGGCUCCUACAACAGCUCGGACCGAGGCAGCAGCAGCACCUCCGCAGGCAGCCAAGGUCAGAAGAAGGGAACGCGCACCCCCAAACAGCCGAAACAGAGCACAAUGAAUUGGGCUGACCUCCUGCCUCCCCCGCCCGCCAACCCGCCCCCGUCGCGCAACGCAGAGGACUGGUAUGACGGCUGCGACCCAGACAUGCAGUGCUCCAUGCCGCCCUCUCACAUGUACCUGCAGCCCGGCGAGCUGGAGGAGGAGGAGGAGGAGAUGGAGAUGGAGAGGGGGCCCACCCCUCCCGUCCGCGGCACGGCCUCCUCCCCCGCCGCCGUGUCGUACAGCCACCAGUCCACCGCCACGCUCACGCCCUCGCCGCAGGAGGAGAUGACGCCGAUGUUGCAGGAGGCGCCCGACAGUCACGAGCGCAGGCGCCAUGCUGUGAGCCCCCCGCCCCUCUCACCCUCACACACAUACGGCUACAUCGCCAGCCCCCUGGAUGGCAUGGAGGAGGACGACGAAGAGGAGAUACCUGAGGAAGACGAGGAGGAGGACACAGACGCCGACGUGGCCAAGAUGCACUACCACCACACCCACCCCCACGCGCACCCCCACCACCCGCAGAUGCACCCGCGCCGGCUGCUGCUGCGGGGCAUCGAGCAGACGCCGGCGUCCAGCAUGGGCGACCUGGAGAGCUCUGUGACGGGCUCCAUGAUCAACGGGUGGGGCUCCGCCUCCGAGGAAGAUAAUGUCUCCUCGGGGAGGUCCAGUGCCGUCAGCUCGUCGGACGGCUCCUUCUUCACGGACGCCGACUUUGCGCAGGCUGUAGCGGCUGCCGCGGAGUACUCGGGCCUCCGGGUGGCCAAACAUCCCGGAAUGCAAGGCCAGGAAGCUGCAGCGCUCUCGGCGCGGAAAUACCAAAUCAACCCGUCGGGCCGCCGUCCCGGCAGCCCGGUGUCCACGGACGGCAGCAUGAGUAUGGCGGCGGUGCACAGGAGGCCUCCGAAGAAGCAGAAGCAACACCCGCCCGUGGGGAACCAGAGACGUGACGCCUACAGCGAAGAUCUUCCGCCGCCACCCAUCCCCCCCCCGGCGGUGCUGAAGUCCCCCACGCAUCCCUCCAAGGUGGGCCCGGAGGGCCGGGCGGUGGUCUCCCCCAAAUCGGGAGAGGGUCGAGACAAGAGAGGGGCGGCGGGAGCGGGGGGCUACCGACCCAAAGAAGGCUCGGACCCCAGAACCGGCUCGUCGGAACGCAGGGAGGUCCAGGAGAGACAAAAAGCGCACGGGGGCAAAGGCGGCCACAGGGGGCGCCAACAAGCAGGUACAGAGGACAUUCGGCCCUACAGCCGACCGCAGUUUCCGGUGGUCAACAGCCCGCGAGACCCGAGCUCCUCCAGCUCCGUGUCCUCCAGGGGCUCGGGGGGGCGGCGGAGAGGCGACGCCGUCUACAGGAACGCCGCCGACGUGAGCCUCGGCACCGUGGCGGCUUUCCAGACAGGAAAUGAAGAACUUGAGAUGGCGGAAAGCUGAAGAAGAUGAAAAGGAUGUUUUUUUUGUUUGUUUUGGG
Molecule: messenger RNA, 5532 nt
Organism: Phycodurus eques (leafy seadragon)
Lineage: Eukaryota; Metazoa; Chordata; Actinopteri; Syngnathiformes; Syngnathidae
Gene: robo1
Product: roundabout, axon guidance receptor, homolog 1 (Drosophila)
Exons: 29
Coding region: 615-5495 (1626 amino acids)
Biological process (GO): axon midline choice point recognition; Roundabout signaling pathway; axon guidance
Molecular function (GO): axon guidance receptor activity; protein binding
Source: RefSeq, a predicted model, not a curated record